AUGGCUGUUUCUCGCAUCCUCAUCCCUGUUUUUCUCACUGCUUCCAUCUUAUCAACCAUGGCUGUAGCAAAAGAAUUCGUAGUUGGAGAUGACCGUGGUUGGGCAACUGGGUUUAAUUACCAAGCUUGGGCUGCAAACAAGAUCUUUCGUGUUGGGGACACACUUGUAUUCAACUAUCCUCGCGGGAAGGACAAUGUGACGAGAGUGGGUGGAAAUGACUUCAUACACUGCUCAAUUCCUCCAUUAGCACCAGUACUGAUUAGUGGACAUGAUAUGAUUGUAUUGGGAAGCACAGGGAGAAGAUGGUACAUUUCUGGUUUUUAUAAUCACUGCAACUUAGGCCAAAAGCUUGUCAUAACUGUGCUGCCACCAGAAGGAGCAUGGUCUCCAACAUCUUCACCCUCAUCUGCACCAGAAAGAGCAAUAUCGUCUCCAACAUCUUCAUCCCCAUCUUCACCAGAAAGAGCAAUAUCGUCUCCAACAUCUUCACCUUCACCUUUACAAGAAAGAGCAUUGUCUCUGACACCUUCCCCUUCACCCUCACCCGUUAGAGCAAAAUUGUCCCCAACAUCUUCAUCUUCCCCUGUGCCCCUUAAAGUACCCUCUCCGCAAGCACCAUGGACUGCUAGUGCUCCUCAUUAUGGUCGUUGGGUGCCGAAGAAGCUAUUCAAAAUAUUUGAAUAA
This is a messenger RNA of Gastrolobium bilobum, 684 nucleotides long. RefSeq names its product blue copper protein 1a-like. Gene Ontology annotation, cellular component: plasma membrane. The transcript is spliced from 2 exons. Gene Ontology annotation, molecular function: electron transfer activity. Lineage: Eukaryota; Viridiplantae; Streptophyta; Magnoliopsida; Fabales; Fabaceae. The record is from RefSeq and is a predicted model, not a curated record. The coding region runs from base 1 to 684 and encodes 227 amino acids.